Messenger RNA from Neurospora tetraspora, 4250 nucleotides. RefSeq lists its product as uncharacterized. The record is from RefSeq and is a predicted model, not a curated record. Gene Ontology annotation, molecular function: protein heterodimerization activity; histone binding. Gene Ontology annotation, cellular component: nucleus. Bases 225 to 4250 code for a protein of 1341 amino acids. The transcript has a single exon. Lineage: Eukaryota; Fungi; Ascomycota; Sordariomycetes; Sordariales; Sordariaceae.
CGCAAAGUCGCAACCUCCAUUUGCGACCCAAGUAAUUUACGCGACAAUACCUACUUUGUACGCGUCGGAACCUUCUUCUUGCCAACCACUGUUCCUGGUUCCAAUAUCCGAUUCUCACGAAACCCUACCUCGACGCCAGAUGGAUCUCCGUCCAGUAUCGAAAUAUCGGUAGUAGAGCUCCGAACUGCCCAAGCGCAAAUCAACUUCUUCGACAGCUCGACUCGAUGGAACGGCCGACCAAACGAUCGCGAACAGGCCCUGCGCCCUUCGACGAUGAAGAGGUUGUUGGCGACGAGCUCAACCACCAGCCCGAGGAGGUCAACCAGCUACGAGACCCCGGCUACCAACUCGAAAAAGCCCGAUCCUUCGCUGCCUUCAAGUUAAAGUCAGCUUUCGAGAGCAUCUUCGAAAAGUAUGGGAAAGACUUUAAUGGCGUUGGCGACGAAAUCGAUCUGAGAACUGGCGAAAUUGUUGUCGAUAACGGCCACAUCAAGUCUCUGAAAACGGCGACAAUUGGUGUCGAGAACGAUGAUGGCGACGAGUCUGAAUCCGAGUCGGGAAACGAGGAAGAGACGAUAUCACACGGACAAGAAAGCAAACAGAAUGCGACUGCGUUGCAAACCGUUCCGCGACCUCUGCCUUCCAUGGCGCCGCCAUCAACUUUCGGCGCGUUUGGUCCAGGUUACAACUCGUUUCCGGGAGGGCCUCCACAACUGUCUAAUAUGAUGUAUCCCGGCCAGACGCAAUUCCAAUCGUUCUCAAUGCCGUUCAGUGCGUUCAGUUCUGCGAGCAAUUCGAUCGAUCCCGCGUGGAGAGCACCCGACCUACCUCAACCGGUUCCCUGGGGAGGAUUCUGGACUCCUGGCACCCAAUCCAGGGUCAAGACAGUGGCCAAGGUGCAGCAACUCAUUGCCGGGACUAAUCGUGAUCAGGAGGGUGAGGAUGAGGAUGACAUUCUUCUAGAUGUAUCGACGACUGAAACCACCAAGGCGACUGAGAAUACCUCGGUUAUCACCAAGAAGCUGGCACCCUUUCGUCCUCCAUCCAACGUCUCUUCCCCGGUCAAUCGCCAGCCAAAGACAUCCACGGCCACGUCGACCCCAAAGUCGACUGACAAGCUUGAUACUGCGAAGGCAAAUGGAGAGAAAAAGAAGACUCCCAAGAGGAAGACACCAGCGAAAAAGCCGCCAGCGAAAACGAAGCCUGUUGAAGAGCCUAUCACUAGUCUAGUGGACGAAACAGGCAUACAGACCGCUGGUUCUCCUGUAGUUGACGGCCCAUCAGCAGACACUCAACCUGUUACUGAUACACAGCCUGCUGUCGAGCAGACGCCAGUUGCUGAGAAGCCAGUAAUCGAAGGUCAAGCCUCUGUUGUGAGAAAUACUAAAGAGGUGAAAAGAAAAAGGACGCCAAAUAGAAAGACACCAACAAGUAACAAAGCCUCUUUAGAGCAGAGCGAUGAUUUCUCGGGGGCGAGCCUCGUAAAAUCUGCCCCUGUUCCCGCGGAGAAAGAGUCUGUUGCAGAGCUUGAAUUUGAGACUCGUCCUAUCGUCGAGCACGAACCUAGUGUUGAAAAGGGGUCUGACCAGUCUUCUGUUGAAAAGCCCAGGGUCGAGGCCCCUGUUGUCGAAGACCCUGCUGUUAGCACUGGUAAAAAGACAUCGAAGAGGAAGACUCCAACGAGGAAGGUUUCGACAAGGGAACAAGAUUGUCAGGAGCCAAGCACUAAUCCAUCGGCGAAUGAUAGCAACCGGUCCACGCUGGCGCCUACAGUUGAGCAGCCUUUAGUCGGGACUGAACUUGUUGAGAUUCAAUCCUCUUUGACAGUUCACAGUGGUCCCGGACAGCCCUAUGUUCAAGAGACUAUUGCAAGAGAACCAGUUGUGGAGGAGACUUCUAUCGACGAAGGUCCCGUUGCCGAAAUCGAGCCUCCUUCCGCUGGGGGCGAUGGAGACCAGUCUGCAAGCAUCUCAGCAACGGUCACUAAGUCAGUAAAUCACGAUCGUCCAGAGAUACCGAAUUCUACGGAUUUAAGGACGGUGAGAAGGAAGAGGCGCCUCUCGAAGCGAGACCACUCUUCUCCAGCUGGGGCCAAUGCCUCGAGAUAUGAACAGUCUCUCUUUAAUGGAGAAACAAACGCGAAUACCACCUUGAAAUACUACAGCCCCAGCCGCGGCACACUUAUCACAAAGCCAAGCAACCAGCAACUUUGGGUCGAGAUACCAGUAGAUGGUACCUUGGACCCUAAGACCUUCCAAGUUGUUGUCGAUGACGAUACUCUGAUAGCAGAAGUUCCAGCACUGGAAGUAGGAAGAGAAACUACCAACAUAUUGGCAAUAGAGGAAAUGGCGAGGGAUGGCGUUGCCAAACCUCAAGUUCCUGGCGGCCCCGAAACUCAAGCAGAGGCUGUCGAAGAACGAAGCCCCCCAUCGAACGAUCUGUCACAUGAGGUCUUCACUAGGAACGUUGUCGACUCGGCAUAUGCCUUCUCUGACGAAGAUGAGCCAGCCAUACCAAAGGCGAGAGUUCGACGAACUGAGCCCAUUCAACCCAACCCCAAGCCCAAAGCCGCGGAGAAAUCUAACGUAAAGGAAUUCGGGAUACCGACACCAGCAUCGUCAUUUGACCGCAACAGCCAAACUACCGAGUCUCAAGCUACUUCACAAGCGGAAAUACCGAUGGAUGAACUACCCGUCAUUUCAGCAAUUGUGUCCACAGAGACUGCUCGCCUAACGCAAUCAGCAGACUCGGUUCUGCUUGACAAGACCAACACCGAAGAACUCCCUUCACUGCCCGAGCCUGUACAGGUUAUCAAGCCUAGGCGGGGUAGGCCGGGAAGAAAACCCAAAACUCCGAUAGACCUGAGCGAAACCAUCUCACCAGUGGCAACGAGCACAUCUGCCGUGACAGAAAAGCCAUCCGAGCCGGCUCCCAUCAUCACCGCUUUAGCACCAACUCGGUCUAGGAGACAGAGUUUGAGGCUAUCAAGGGGAAGGCGGGAUUCAGAUAUCACCAUUCCAGAGUCCAUAACACCACACACGACGGUUAGGGCGUUACCGCAGGAAGACGAUUCUAUUGUUAUUCAAGAGAGUCCACAAGGCACACCCGAACCCGAGGCCGAGCCUGUGGAUGAGCCUGGAAGGCCAGCUAGCCCAACCUGGACUGCAACCAUUCCCGCGUCUCCCAAGUUGGCAGAGACUUCAGCUCCUGAUCAAGAGCUACCGGAGGACAGCCUGCUAGAGGAGGCAAUAGCUCGUCAGCGAUUCUGGUCUCCUAAGCCUGAAUCAAUCAUUCUAGGCCACGAGCCAUCACCACCGGGGCCACGAGCAGAGACAAUCUUGGAGGUCGUGAUCCCUUUUAAACGGAUGCCACCCACCUCGGCUUCGCCUCCGCCACAGGAACAAGAACACAUCACCAAAGAAAUCCAACCCCAGCAGCAACCAGAACAACCAACAACCCCUCUGAAAACAAGGCCGAGAGGACGCCCAGCCUCUGCCACUUCCCUUCCCACGGCAACCAUCACUACAACCGCCAAGGUCAAGACCAAAGCGGGCUCUGGCUCAGGCUCUGGCUCAAGGACGGGAUCUGGAUCAGGACCAAGCAGGAGAACAACCCGGACGCCCUCCACCACCACCACACGCACCACCACAGCCCCUACCACCUCCUCAAGAAAACGGACCCUCACCGGCACCCUUCUAAAACAAAGCCAAGUCCAGACCCCCGGGGGCACAUCCAAAUCCACCAAAUCCACCAAAUCCACCACCAAAUCCCUCCUCGCCGGCGGCAACACCAGCAUCCUCUCCCUCAUCUCCUCCGACACGGACGACGAAGACGAACUCACUCUCGAUUUUGGUGGCACCCCAUCAGGCAACAACCCACUGAGGAGAUCCGUCAGCACAACAACAACAACGAAAAAGACAGCAGCUACAUCUACCACCCCUUCAGCUUUGCUCCUCCUCCGGACAACUCCAUCCCGCAAACCUCCUUUUUCAGCUCAAGCUGGUGGACAGAAGAGAAAGACAACCAGCUUGGCGAAGAUUGCUUCUUCUAUUAGUGUUGGGAGAUCAACAACGCCUGCUACUAGUCGUUCUGGUGGUGCUGUGACUCCUCCCACUGGCGGCGGUUCCGAGACAGGAGGAGACUUUGACUUUGUCGGGUCGGAAGUGAUUCAGACGCCUGGCGGGACGCUGAGACGGUGUGGUGAGGCUGGGUUUAGGUGCGAUAGGGAUUUUUGCUUUGGGUGUUUGUAG